CGGCGUUAACGCUCUCCGCGCUCCUCCUUGCCAUCUACAGCUAGCAUGAGUUGGACGCAAGUUGUCCAGGAUGCUGGCAGCGUACCACCAGACGGCGUUCUUGAGAUGUCAGGAAGACUCCAGCCCUGGCCCUCACCUGCAGCGCAUACGAUGAUCCUAGGGACGAUCAUUCCUACGGUGGCUGGACUGCUCAUGCUCUUCAAAGACGUCUCGUCCUUUAUCCCAAUUCACAAGGCCCUCCGCAGGACGUUCAGGGCAGUCUUGUCGCCUUUCCGCAACUUCCUGACGCUGGACGAUCUGGAGGAAUGUCCGGAACGCGCUCCUCCGCCGGCGACGUGGAAGCGCAGGGCGCUCGUCCUCGGUGCUGCACUGGAAUGCAUGGCGUGGAUUGCGGCAUUUGUGUACGCAAGGGCGAUAGACGACCGCAGUAUGGCAUUGGAGGCGGUGGUCGCGUCGGUGACAUGGGUACGCGCUUUCCAUUUUCCAUACGCUGGCUGAGUGAGACAUAGACGGACGAACGUUUCGCAGUUUUACGCCUCUACGAGAGUGC
Laetiporus sulphureus 93-53 is the source of this 550-nucleotide messenger RNA. RefSeq lists its product as uncharacterized. NCBI's taxonomy places the organism in Eukaryota, Fungi, Basidiomycota, Agaricomycetes, Polyporales, Laetiporaceae. The record is from RefSeq and is a predicted model, not a curated record. The transcript has a single exon. Bases 46 to 498 code for a protein of 150 amino acids.